GUCUUAUUACAGCCGACCUGUCUACUCUAAUCUUCUCCGACGGUCGACGAACGACUUUGACAGUUCCAGCCACCUUCGCCUCGCCAGAGUGGACUUUUAGAAUGGUGGCGAUCACCCGGCCGGUCUCGCCUCCUCUGCUCGCUCGCCGUCUCCUUCGCCGCCACCCCAGCACACAAACCGUCAGCUUCGCGGGCGUCCGGCCCCUAAUCAUCCCCACAGAAAGCAGUGGCCACUUCCGCCGCCGCCGCUGCCAAGUCUCCCAGUCCAGCGAGCCCCCCACCCCAGUCUCGGACCCCGGAACUCCCCACGAUGACGACGACGACUCCCUCCGUGUCGCCUUCGUGUGCGGCGGUGCGGGGGGCCACGUCUACGCCGCGUUCGCGCUCGCCGACGAGCUCCGCGCCUCGCUCCCCUCCUCGCGCUCCCUCUUCCUCGGCUCCCCCGCCCCGUCCCUCGAGGCUGCCAGCGCCGCCUCCUCCUCCUACCCGUUCGUCCCCAUCCCGCCCUGCCUCCCCCGCGCCUUCCUCGCCGCUGCGCUGCACCUCCGCCGCUUCCGCCCCCACUUCCUCGUCGCCACCGGCGGGCCCCCCGCCCUCCCCACCUGCAUCGCCGCGCUGCUCCUGCGCCUCCCUUUCGUCAUCCAGGACCAGGACGCCGGCCCCGCCCCCGCCACCCGCCUCCUCGCACCCCUUGCCCAACGCAUCUUCCUCGCCUUCAACGCGCCCGUCCGCCUCCUGCCCAAACGCAAGUGCGCCGUCUACGGGAACCCUGUCCGCAUGUCCAUCCGCGAUUGCCAGGUGCCCAAGGCCGCCGCCAUGGCACGUUUCUUCCCCGGGGCCGGGCUAGUUGGUGAGGAGGGGGCGGAGGUCCUGCUCGUGCUCGGCGGGACGGUGGGGUCGCCGCAGAUCAAUGUGGCAGUGCUUAACAUGUACUACGAGAUGCUGACGACAAAGAAAAAUAGGUACAUUAUAUGGCAGACGGGGCCGGAGGAUUUCUGCGAGAUGGAGAGCCUCGUCAGGGGCCAUCGCCGGCUGUUUCUCACCCCGUUCUUGCGUGAGAUGGACAUCACAUAUGCUGCUACGGACGUUGUAGUUUCACGAGCUGGUUCAGUGUCUUGCACUGAGAUAUUGGUCACUGGGAAACCGGCAAUUCUGAUACCCUUGCCAACAAUUGUGGAUGACCAUCAAACGAAAAAUGCAUAUAUCAUGGCCGAUGUCAUGGGAGCAAAGGUCAUAACGGAAGAUGAACUUGAUUCUAGUAGUCUAACAUAUACAAUUGAUGAAGUUUUUGGUAAUGAGAAAUUGAUGGCAGAGAUGUCUCAGAAGGCACUAUAUGCAGCUCGACCAAAUGCUUCGGCUGAUAUCAUUCGUCACAUCUGUUCGCUAAUUGGUCCUACGAACCCGACAUAAAUCUCGUUUUACACACCAGCAAGAACUCUUCAUUGCAGUAAUCCUGAGUUGCUGUGCAGUAGAAUGGCAUCUGGUCCUUGAGGUGGAGACUGAAGAUCCAAUUAAUAUAUUUAAUGACCCAGUUGAACGAAAAAGUAAUUUGGGUUAGAAAAGAUCUGGAAUGGUGCCUCCAGGUAGCGCUCAGUUAGGCUGUCACCUUUACACUAUGUGGGUAAAGAUAGAUUGCCAACUGUUAGAAAAUACAUCAUAGACUUGAUGGCAUGCAGUUAAACUGUAGUGUGGCUCCGUUUCUGAAUGUAAAACUGACUCAAGGUUUCAAAUCAUUGGAGUUUGCAAUUGCCUUAUUACAUUACCCUGAUACUUGGCAAUAAAAGAGAAAGGUAUAUUUUUGAUCCCUCGUGAUGAGGGGAGGA
Brachypodium distachyon (stiff brome) is the source of this 1822-nucleotide messenger RNA. Its product is annotated as UDP-N-acetylglucosamine--N-acetylmuramyl-(pentapeptide) pyrophosphoryl-undecaprenol N-acetylglucosamine transferase. The transcript is spliced from 4 exons. The coding region runs from base 102 to 1409 and encodes 435 amino acids. NCBI's taxonomy places the organism in Eukaryota, Viridiplantae, Streptophyta, Magnoliopsida, Poales, Poaceae. Gene Ontology annotation, biological process: carbohydrate metabolic process. The record is from RefSeq and is a predicted model, not a curated record. Gene Ontology annotation, molecular function: undecaprenyldiphospho-muramoylpentapeptide beta-N-acetylglucosaminyltransferase activity.